AUGCGUAGACAGUGUGUAUGGUGCAUUUUGUUAAUUCAACUGCAGAUUGUAGUUUCACAGUAUAAACCAACAUGGGAAAGUUUAGAUUCUAGACCUCUGCCACAAUGGUAUGAUGAAGCGAAAUUCGGAAUUUUUAUACAUUGGGGUGUGUUCUCUGUUCCAAGUUUUGGAUCUGAAUGGUUUUGGGAAAAUUGGAAGGGUGUUAAUUCUAGCACUUACGUUUCAUUUAUGAAGAAAAAUUAUCCAGUAGACUUUACUUACCAAGAUUUUGCUCGAUAUUUCAGUGCAGAAUUUUAUGAUCCAAAUGCCUGGGCUAACAUUUUUAAGAAAUCUGGUGCCAAAUAUAUUGUUCUUACAAGCAAGCAUCAUGAAGGUUAUACAUUAUGGCCUUCAAAAUACUCGUUCAGCUGGAAUUCAAUGGAUGUUGGUCCUCACCGUGAUUUAGUGGGCGAGCUUGCUGAAUCUAUUCGUUCGAAAACUGAUUUAAAGUUUGGUUUGUAUCAUUCAAUGUUUGAAUGGUUUAAUCCUCUCUAUCUUCAUGAUAAAGGCAAUAACUUUAGUACUCAGUUAUUUGUUACCAGCAAAACUGUUCCUGAGCUUCAUGAGUUAGUUGAAAAAUAUCAGCCUGCUGUCAUAUGGUCUGAUGGUGAUUGGGAAGCAUCUGAUUCUUAUUGGACUUCCAAAGAAUUUCUAGCUUGGCUGUACAAUAAAAGUCCAGUUAAAGAUCAUGUUGUUGUAAAUGAUCGAUGGGGAAAAAACAUUCCAUGCAAGCAUGGUGACUUUUAUACUUGCACAGAUCACUUCAAUCCUGGAGUUUUGCAGCCUCACAAAUGGGAAAAUUGCAUGACUAUUGAUAAGCAUUCAUGGGGAUACAGACGCAAUGCAGAAUUAUCAGAUUACAGAAACACUCAUGAUUUACUGAAGGAAUUAGUUACAACUGUUAGCUGUGGUGGCAACUUGUUACUUAAUGUAGGUCCCACAAAAGAUGGUGUGAUACCUGUCAUUAUGCAAGAACGUUUACAAGAAAUUGGAUCUUGGCUUGAAAUUAAUGGUGAAGCAAUUUAUUCCACAAGACCAUGGACAUCACAGAAUGAUUCUUACACUGAAGGUGUUUGGUAUACCACUAGUAAUGGAAAGACAGAAGAAAACUUUGUGUAUGCUAUUGUGUUUGAAUGGCCUGAAGAAGGCCGAUUGAGUUUAGCAGCACCUAAAUUAAAUAAGGAUUCUAGUAUAUCAAUGUUGGGUACAAAUUUUACUUUGAGAUGGAUGGAGACAAAAACUGGUAUUGAAGUACAAUUUCCUGAUAGAGCUAAAGCACCAAACUGGAUGUGGUGCCUUAAAAUUAGCAAGGUUGAAAACAGAUAUACUCCAAAUGUUAAUUUGCUAAUUUAG
Molecule: messenger RNA, 1392 nt
Organism: Gryllus bimaculatus (two-spotted cricket)
Lineage: Eukaryota; Metazoa; Arthropoda; Insecta; Orthoptera; Gryllidae
Source: the annotation of a GenBank genome assembly